AUGGAUUGCUCUAUUUGCAAGCAACAUCCUGCCGCUGACGGUGGAAUGCACUGCAUAACAUGCGCCCGCAACAUGCUCUACGGGGUGAGAAAUCAACUCGCUCACAUCUUACUUCAGAAAGAGGAGCUUCGUCGCAAAGUCGAAGCCAUCGUCCGCCCAGAGCUUGAUACUUCCAAACCUAUCGAUGAGGAGACCACGAAACUCAGAGAAGCGUGGCAGCAUCAGCAAAGCAACAACGACGGUCAGCGCCUUCAAGAGGAGAAAGAAGAAAUGGAGCGUCAGAUUCAGGAAAUCCAAAAAGACACCGAGGAGAAACAAGCUCAGGCCAAGGCCGUGCGAGAGCGUCUGGCUGAGAAAAGAGCCAAUCUGGAAAUCGCCAAACAUGCUCUGGCCACCAAAGGCCGGAAGAAACUCCAGGAUCUCGAGGAUGCCUGUGUCAAGCAAGAAGCCCAAAAUGAUGCUCUCCAUAACAAGACUGUCGAAGCGAAAGCCACACUCUGUCGAGAAGCUGCUACGUUGUUGAGGCUGCGACACUCCAAGAGAAAGGCCAAAGAUGGUACGAUUAAAGAUCGCUAUUCUCUUGGAGGUCUCGUACUGCCAGAUUUGAAGGAAAUCAACAACAUGCGAUGCACCGAACUCAGCGCGGUUCUUGGACAUGCUACUCGCCUGGUCUAUCUCUGUGCGUUCUACAUUGGUAUCAGACUCCCUGCGGAAAUCACACUUCCCCGUCGAGAUUAUCCGCUCCCAACAAUCAAUACCCCUCUCACAUCAUAUUUUGACCAACGUAUCCCGUUCCCCGGUACCGGUUCGAGUCUUUCAGCACCCAGCAGCCCGACUGCUUCUCGAAUGGAUCUCAGUUCAUUUCCUCGACCCCGUCCUCUAUUCAUCGGUACUGACGACCAUAACGAAUCGGUGGUCCAGUUGGCAAAGAAGGAACCGUUGGCAUUCAACUUCUUCUUGGAAGGCAUUUCUCUUCUUGCUUGGGACAUUGCAUGGCUUUCUCGCACGCAAGGAUUCGUUGCAGGUACGGAGACGUGGGAAGAUAUCUGUGACAUCGGUCGCAACCUGUACCAGAUGAUCUUAGCUCCUCAACAAUCUGCUGCCACAUUCCGUGUUCUCACUCAACGAGAAAUUCAAAACCGUCAACGUCCAUCUCCUGAAAACCCCCCGGUUCCUGGUCGACUGGGUUCAACAUCACACACUUCGGCACAUACCUUUCUUGGGCGCGCGAAUGAUUCCGCCGACAACCCAUCCCGUUCGUGGCGCCUGAACAAAUACACCAUGGUCGCCGAUCCCUUGAAGAAACAUCUUUUGGUAGAAAUGAACAAUGCUGAAUGGGAACUGCUUGAUGAACAGGAAUGGGAUGAUGGAGGGGAGAAGAUGGAUGAGGCCGUGUUCAUCAAGGCUAAGGCGAUGGACGGGAAAGACUACGAUGAUGCAAGAAGCAUCAUGACCACCGCCGCCGCCGCCAAAGUGGCUGGUGUAGAGGAGGAUAAUGCCCGGGCCAAGGGUAAGAGUGGUUGGACCAAGGUUAAGAGCCGAGAGAAGCCAUGA
Molecule: messenger RNA, 1554 nt
Organism: Rhinocladiella mackenziei CBS 650.93
Lineage: Eukaryota; Fungi; Ascomycota; Eurotiomycetes; Chaetothyriales; Herpotrichiellaceae
Exons: 2
Coding region: 1-1554 (517 amino acids)
Biological process (GO): SNARE complex assembly
Cellular component (GO): endosome; lytic vacuole
Molecular function (GO): SNARE binding
Source: RefSeq, a predicted model, not a curated record